AAAGCUCAUACUUUUAUUGGUUGAAUGGUUUUUUUUUUAAUUUUGUUUACAUAUUUCUGCUCAACUGUGAUUUGUUUCGCAUCUCAGUCUCAGUUUCCAAAGCGCAACUUCACGUUAUGGUCGUGCAAAUGAUUUAUAAUCUCGAAACAUUCUCUUCAUGUGUGCCGUAAUUUGUCGUGAAAAGUAAAUGUGAAUACUCGCGUUCCGAAAAAUCGAAUUCAUAAUUCGCGCGAAUUUAUUCUUUGCCACUGAAUAUUUAUAGUUAAUAAAAAGAAAAACGCGAGUCUGAACUGUGAAAUCUGUAAUUUGUGAGUUUCGACCAAGUGACUUCAGUUUUCGUUUCAGAUUGAGACCACACAGGAAUUAAGUUGGGAUCUCACAGUUGUUACAACAGUUUCUUAAGUGACGCGUUGCAGUACGGACCCCCAGUGGUGUAUUUAUCGAUGAAGAUGAAGAAGAAAAGCAGCAAAUCAACAGAAGUUCUACUAGAAGACUGUGAAAAUGUACACAUUGACGAUGCAGGUGCGAUGUUACCCAGCGAGAUCUCUGCAAGCACGAAUCUCCUCGACAGCAAUAACACUGACCCCACCGACAAUACAGUGUGUAAAGUUCAGCUACAAUUCAAGCCGGCAACUAAAACGCAAAAACAGGACACAAAGAUCGACAUUGAACUUCCUGCUGAGAGAGCGAACAAAACACUCGCUAGUAUGGAAAACGAACCGUCGAUUUUUCGCAACCCACCGCUGCCGUGGUAUCGUAACUGGACAAAUGCUGGCGUCGUGCUCUGUGUGAUCUACAAUCUGACCAUAGUAUUACUCCUCUUGAUGGGUUUCUACAAGUUCCGUCAAAGCUGAAGUGUAUAUGCUCAGAAAACACAUUUUCAUACAAACACAUAUUGAUGCCAAAUGCAUUUUUUUAGUGUAAUGGAAACUUUAUUUCAUCAUCAUAUCCAUAUAGUAUUAUAAGACCUUAUUAAACGAUUAAAUAUAUAUAAACUGACUAUUGACAUUUACAAAAA
This is a messenger RNA of Zeugodacus cucurbitae (melon fly), 1018 nucleotides long. RefSeq lists its product as uncharacterized. NCBI's taxonomy places the organism in Eukaryota, Metazoa, Arthropoda, Insecta, Diptera, Tephritidae. The transcript has 3 exons. The record is from RefSeq and is a predicted model, not a curated record. The coding region runs from base 444 to 854 and encodes 136 amino acids.